AUGGCAGCAUCCAUAUCCUCAUUCACAUAUAUCCCACAGUCGGUCCUUUUGGGCGGGGACCUUGAUCAAGAGAGUGUCGCUACAAGGAUGUCAUGGGCGUCGACUAGGCGGACGACGAGAGUAGAGGACCAUGCUUACUGCUUGCUGGGGAUCUUCAAUAUCAACAUGCCCUUGCUUUAUGGCGAAGGUGAACGAGCAUUCAUCAGACUCCAGGAAGAGAUCAUCAAGGUCUGCAUCGAUUAUAGCCUCUUUGCCUGGACCUCGUAUUCACGAACUGCACGAGGUCUACUGGCAUCUGCUCCAUCAGCCUUCGCCAAGUCAGCGGGCAUUGUUCCGGUACCUGGUCCAACGAGUUCGGGAGAUGCUGCGACUGUCGACAGCGAAGGCGUCCAUGUGAGACUUCGCGUCAAGCGUGAAAAGGAGGGGUCGGGUACCUAUCUUGCCCUGUUCCCGUGCACGAAGGGCACCACGGUCGUGGGAAUCUACCUCAAAGGGGAAGUUGGAGCAUGUUUUGAAAGAGGUGACUAUGCCAAUCUGUUGUUUGUGGGUCAGCCACGGCUUGCCCAAUUCGACAUUGUCGAGAGCAAGAUUUGCAUUCAACAACAGCGCGUUAGACACCACAAAACUUGUCCUUUGCAAGAAGCCGCAGCAUAUGGUAACCUGGCGGUCGUGAACAUGCUGCUGGAGAAAGGUGUUGAUCCAGAUUGUUACAACAUUACCACAGGGGAAACACCGUUGACCUCUGCUGCGGGGAAAGGCCAUGCAAUCAUAGUCAGGAAACUCUUGGAGCACGAUGCAAAAGUAAUAAGAAAGACUCAACUCGGUCGACUGCCGUUGGCAAUCGCAAUUAGGCACGGGCACUAUGGGACCGUCAUGAUAUUAUUGAAUCAUCUCACUCAUCUAUGCGGAGAUGAUGAUCUCCGGAAACUCCGGUCUUCUGUGAUGUUUGCUUUGCAUCAAGCGCACCUUAAAGUUCUCGAAGUGUUUGCAGAGUAUGGUGGUGACGUGGCUCGUGCUGUGCUUUGUGAGCCCACAGCAUUGAAUUCCAUCAAACAAACAGACCAGAUACCCAUUCUGGAGUCACUACAAACAGGCGGCCUCGAUAUUCUCGAUGCUCUUGAUCGGGGACGAGAAAGCUUCCAUGACAUACUCAAUGUGCUUCUGAAGUAUUGUCCAGAUCUUCCUUACCAGAGAAUAUUUGGUGGCUACAAGCCGUUGGACCGGACUGUGACAAACAAUGACGAAGAUGCGGUGAAACUACUUCUGCAACAAGACGCAGGCUUAGAUAAGGUUGAAUUAUUACCCAUUUCCAUCAAGCUCGCUGCUGCCAGAGGUUAUGACUGUGUCUUGAGGGCCUUGAUGGCUGAGAGCGAACAUCUCAAGGAGCGAAUCGUCCACAGUGACAUGCUGAGAGCCGCGAUUGACAAUGGUCGAGAAGGUGUGGUCAAGCUCUUGCUGGAAGAAGGACUUGAUCCAGCAUAUGUGGAUCCUGUCGGCGAAACGCUCCUUGUCAUGGGCUGA
This is a messenger RNA of Exophiala xenobiotica, 1521 nucleotides long. RefSeq lists its product as uncharacterized. The coding region runs from base 1 to 1521 and encodes 506 amino acids. Lineage: Eukaryota; Fungi; Ascomycota; Eurotiomycetes; Chaetothyriales; Herpotrichiellaceae. Gene Ontology annotation, molecular function: protein binding. The transcript has 2 exons. The record is from RefSeq and is a predicted model, not a curated record.